Molecule: messenger RNA, 1122 nt
Organism: Debaryomyces hansenii CBS767
Lineage: Eukaryota; Fungi; Ascomycota; Pichiomycetes; Serinales; Debaryomycetaceae
Gene: PEX7
Product: Pex7p
Exons: 1
Coding region: 1-1122 (373 amino acids)
Biological process (GO): protein import into peroxisome matrix
Cellular component (GO): peroxisomal matrix; cytosol
Molecular function (GO): protein binding
Source: RefSeq, a predicted model, not a curated record
AUGCUAUCAUUUAGAACAGCAGGCUAUAAUGGAUAUGGGGUUCAAUAUUCGCCAUUCUUCGAUAAUAAGUUAGCGGUAGCUACUUCCGCUAAUUAUGGGUUGGUGGGGAAUGGGAGACUAUUCAUAUUAGGAAUUGAACCUAAUGGAUCUAUUGGCAACCCAAUUUCUUGGGAGACACAGGAUGGAUUAUUUGAUGUUGCAUGGAGUGAGAUUCAUGAAAAUCAAGUAGUUGCAGCAAGUGGAGACGGCUCAAUCAAGAUAUUCGAUAUCACUGUACCUAAUUUUCCAGUGAUGAACUAUAGAGAACAUACAAAAGAAGUUUUUUCCGUUAAUUGGAACUUGGUAGAUAAAAGUAACUUUGUAUCUGCUUCAUGGGAUGGGACAAUGAAGAUAUGGUCGCCCCAAAGACAAGAAUCCUUACUUACGUUGAGUCCGAAGGUAGAUUAUACGACUAAAACUUCGCCUGUCGCUCAAACGGCCAAACCUCCAUUAUCACACCAGCAACAGCAUCAACAGCUUAACACUACAAAUUGUAUAUAUAAUGCAUCCUUCUCACCUCAUUCUCCUUCCACGAUUAUUAGUUGCAAUGGGUCUUCACAUGUACAAGUAUGGGACAUAAGAUCACCUCAUCCAUUACAGUUGGAUUAUAUUGCACAUGGUGGAUUGGAGGCUUUAAGUUGUGAUUGGAAUAAAUACAAAUCAACUAUAGUCGCAUCCGCUGGAACUGAUAAAUCAAUCAGAAUUUGGGAUUUAAGAAUGAUAACUGGUAUUGACCAUCCAAACUCCAACAGUCCAAUGCCUGCAUAUCAUACUAUAGGUCCAACCCCGUUAAAUCAACUUUUGGGCCAUGAAUUUGCUGUGAGAAAGGUAUUGUGGUCCCCUCACAGUGGUCAAGAAUUAAUGAGUGCUUCUUAUGAUAUGACGUGUAGAGUAUGGAACGAUCAAUCUAACGAAAAAGCGAGGUUUUUGAAUACUCCGAAUGGUGGUUGUACUGGCGUUAUGGGAAGACAUAAGGAAUUCGCUAUAGGGUGCGACUAUAGUUUGUGGGGUGAACCAGGAUGGGCCGCAUCGACUGGUUGGGAUGAAAUGGUUUAUAUAUGGGAUUCUAAGAGAUUGGCCUGA